Messenger RNA from Hibiscus syriacus, 710 nucleotides. Its product is annotated as FCS-Like Zinc finger 2-like. The transcript is spliced from 2 exons. Bases 145 to 609 code for a protein of 154 amino acids. Lineage: Eukaryota; Viridiplantae; Streptophyta; Magnoliopsida; Malvales; Malvaceae. The record is from RefSeq and is a predicted model, not a curated record.
UAUCCCUGAAACCUGCCGGUGUUUGUAAUCUUUUUCUCAACAAAGAACAAAACUUUCCCUCAUAAAAUCUCACCAUUUCUUCAAGCUUCUCUCUCUCUCUUUAUUUUCCUUCAAAGAUCAGACCUUUUGUAGCAACAGGACCAAAUGGAAUUUUCUGGACUUUCAAGGAAGCCUUGUUUCAUUGAAGAAGAUGAUGGCUUGGCAUCCCUAGCAGCUAUGGAACCAAAUGGGUUUUUUUCAACACCCUUUUGUUUCUCAAGGAGGAGUAGUUUAAGGAACCUGUCUUCUUCUUGUUUAGUUUCUUCUCCAGGGUCUGCCAGGUUUUUUGAUGGCAGACUUGAAGACCGUCAGCCCCAUUUCUUGGAUGCUUGUUUCCUUUGCAAGAAAUCUCUUAGGGGUAACAGCGACGUCUUCAUGUACAGAGGGGACACACCUUUCUGCAGUGAAGAGUGCAGGCAAGAACAAAUCGAUAUGGAUGAAGCCAAGGAAAAGAAUCGGAACCUCAGUUCAUCAAUGAAAGCUUUGAGAAAGAAAGAUCAAAGGAAAUCUACAUCUCCAACCAAUUCUGAAGACUACCCUUUCCGAACAGGCACUGUUGCAGCUGCCUGAAUCACCUAGCAAAGGAAAUAAACAACAUAUACUUAAUAAAUAGCUAAGGAAGAUGAAGAAGAAAGAUGGCUAUCUUGAGGGGGGGGGGUUUAUCCCCCUUU